This is a messenger RNA of Closterium sp. Naga37s-1, 11868 nucleotides long. The record is from the annotation of a GenBank genome assembly. Lineage: Eukaryota; Viridiplantae; Streptophyta; Zygnematophyceae; Desmidiales; Closteriaceae.
AUGGACGGUCAUGGAGGUACCGUGACGUCAACCUCGUCUCAGUGGAGCGGAUCGGACGGCUCUGAUCUGUCCCCGAGGGACGUUAGAUGCGCGCGAGGCCCGAGACGGCGCGGAUGGCGGAGAUUGACGGCCAUUCUGAUCGGGACCCGGCAUGAGGAGGAGGAUGAGCGGGGAGUUGAGGGGAGCUUGGGGAGAGAACGCGGGGAGGAGCACGAGGGAAGGGGAAACGAGGAGGGCGAUUUUGGAGCGCAGAGCCGCGGAAGCGGAGGGUUGCCUUUGGAGGAGCGUGACUUUAGCGGUGGUGGUUCCGCCGCUCUGAAUGAUUCGCACAGUAGAGAGUCACAAGGGUUCUGGCACUCGUCACAUAGCCAUCCACAUGACGCGUCCCCAUUGGACCAGGUGGUGGUGGACACGUCAGCAGCACCCUCCGUGUCAUUUAGCGACGCACUCAUGAAAGAAGUCCUUCCCAGAAGCUUCCCGGAUGGGAGUGAGGGGGAGGAGGAGUUGUGGAGGAAAGGAGACGGCAUGAGAAAGGGUUUUAAAAGGGUGGGUCGGCGGCUUAUUCGGGCUGUGAAGAAACGACCUGUGCUCAUGAGACAGCUGGCAGCUGUGGUAAGCAGAACGCUGACUCAAUUGUCACGUCACAUCACCUUUCCUGCCGACAGGUGCUCCUUGCUGUUCCUUUUUCGCCGUCUCUUCUACCAUCCCGUUUUUCACUCCCUUUCAGCCAGCGCCCCUCCAUUCCCAAACCCCUCGACCCUCCCCAUCCCUCUUAUCCGGCCAAUCCGUCACCCGCUCCGUUCCUCCUCCCUAUCAGAUCCACCUAGCUGCCUCCACCCAUGUUCGCCCGUAUGCCCAUCCCCGUCCUCCCUUGCUUCUCUCUCCAGCCGCCUUCUCUACUCAGCUUCUGAGGCGCCUCAAACAUCGCCUUCUGACGCACCUCAACAAGUCAUUCCCUCCUUCGCUAUCCAUCCGCCUGCGCUCCUAUCCGACGCUGCCACGUCAGCCAGCCCUGUUGUUGUAUCCGCUGCAGCACAGUACCUCGCUUCCGCCGUCUCCCCCUCCCAGCUCCUCUCUUCCUGCUUCUUCUCCCCUGACCAUGUCCCCCUGGACCCGAAACCCGGGGGUACAGAGCAGCAGUAUUACGUGGACGCAUGCCCUGUCAGUGUCAACGCCUCUGCCUCUGGCAUAGAGGGGACAGUGCAGCAGCUGCAGCAGCAGCAGCAGCAGCAGCAGGGUGAUGGCCUGAUGGUGAUCUCCAUAGUGCCGUCGGCUCUCAUCCUCGCUCCCUCGGAUUCCGGCAGUGACACUGUCAGGGCGCUCUGCAUCGCCCUGCCACUGGUCAUCCUCGUUAUAGGCCUGCUGCUCGUCUGCAUGAAUGGAUCCACGGACUUGGCUCGAACCGGGCAGACUCUGCGCGAGGAGCUGGUGCGGCAGCUGGUGGAGAAGCACAGGGUGGAGCAGCGCAGCAACCACAAGAGCCAGUUCCUCGCCAACAUGAGCCAUGAGCUGCGCACGCCCCUGGCGGGCAUUAUUGGUUUGCUGGACCUGCUGGCAUGCGAUGCGCUCUCCCCCGAGCAGGAGGCCAUGGUGCUGCAGAUCAAGCGCUGCGCCUCGGGCCUCCUCGCGCUCAUCAACAACGUCCUCGACAUCUCCAAGGUCGAGGUGGGUGCGCUGGAGCUGACCCUAGCGCCCUUCAGUAUAGUCACGGAGAUGGAGACGCUACUGGACAUGUUUGCAGUGCACUGCAUCGGCAGCGGGGUGGACCUCUCCAUGGAUCUCGCAGACGACCUCCCCGACAUGGUGCUGGGGGAUGCAAUGCGGUUCCGCCAGGUGCUCAGCAACCUGCUGUCCAACAGUGUGAAGUUCACGGAGCAGGGGUACAUUCACGUGCGCGUGUGGGUCGUGCACACUCCCAAUACUAUCGCCAUGUCGCGAACAGCUCUGGAAAGUGGUGCGGACAUAUAUUCCCUGAGAAUGAGCACUCUCAAUGCUCUUCUCCCCCACAAGCCGCACCCGCCGGCUGCUGCGCCUGCUCCCUCUGCUCUCGCCUCUGCUGCUUCUGCUGGCAGUGCUGCCGGUAGUGUUGUUGGCAAUGCUGCUGCUGGUGGUACUGCUAGUGCUGCUGCUGCUGGUGGGGCAGCUCGUGGUCACAGCAGGCACAGCCUACAGGUAACAAGAGAAGUCACACUGGUAGGAGAAGCAGAGGAGGAGGAGGAGGGAGAGGAGGAGGACGGGGAAGAGGACGGGGAGGAGGAGGAUGAAGAGAGUGUGAGGGGUCACAGGGGCAACCCGCACGGCUGUGCUCCCAUGAUGGGAGCAGUAGUAGCCGGGUGUUUACCUGUAGGGGCAGUGGCAGGAGGCGGGGAACGAGCAGAACUAGGAGGAGCAGCAGGCGGAGGUGCAUUCACAGGAGCAGGGGGUGGGAGGAGUGGGGGGGUGCGAGGGAGGGGUGAGGGAGCGCGAGGAGCCUUGGCCUGCGCAGGUGGGUUCCCCUGUGCAGGUGGGCUUCCCUCCUCCUCACCCUCCUCUUUGAACCACUCUGCUAGCUUCAGGGAGCAGAGCAGCCCGCUACUGGGGACCCGGGAGGGGGGAGUGAGGUCUUACAGUAACCGUAGAGCCCCAGGGGAGGUCAUGAGAGGGCUGUGCGUGGGAGGGGUUGCGGAUACGGCUGCUGAAUCCGACACAGAGGGGAGUGAGCUGGUGGAUAUAGUUGUUGAGGAAGGAGGAAGGUUGGGUUGGGGCGAAGGAGUGGGGAGGGAGGCUGGAGGUCAAACAGAUGGGAUGGCCUGCAGUGGGGUGGCAUCAGGGUCAGCUGGGGAAGGUGUAGCUGAGGAUGCUGCAGAGGAAGGGGAGGGUGUAGCUGGUGAGGGUCCACCUGGGGAGCUCCCACCUACGGGUGAUGAGGAGGUUCCACCUGGGGAAGGCCCACCUGGAGGGGAGGGUCCAGCAGGCGAGCCUGCCGCAGACGACCGAGUGCUGAUAAUCUUUGAGGUGGACGACACGGGGUGUGGUAUACCACCGGAGAAGCGCGAGGCGGUGUUUGAGAGCUUCUCGCAGGUGGUCGAGUCGGCCACGCGCGUGCAUGCGGGCUCGGGGCUGGGGCUGAACAUUGUGAAGGGACUCGUGGAGCUCAUGGGCGGCCAUGUGGCUGUCGCUGAUAAGGAAGGUCCUGGUGCCCUCAUCCGCUUCUCCCUCAUGCUGCCCCGUGUCCCCCCUCCUGCCGCUCCUGCUGGUGGUGGUGACGGAGCUUCUGGCGUGGACUACCCACCACCAGGCCACUCGGCAUCGUUCAUUCCAAGGUUUGGUGAAGGUCCAUCAGAUACCCCAUGGGGCGACCUGGUUCCCUCUCCUCCCCGACCAGCCGCUCCUGCUCUCAACCACAGCGAGGUUCAGGUGGUGCUGGCAAUGGAGGAGUGCCCUGGCAGGGCCACAGCAACCAAAUGGCUGGAGGGCAUAAGAAUCGCAGUGAAGGACGUGGGGGCGUGGGAGAGCAUUAAAACCGCACUGGACCACGCCAUUCACACCUCCCUGCUGCGCCGCCGAACCGCUGCCCUCACUGCUGCUGCCGCCACCAUCGGCCAUGGGAAAGGUGCAAGGGGAGACAGAGGGAUUCAGAGCGGUGCAGAGGGGCGUGGAGAGGCAGGGAGUGGUUCUCAGAGAGCGGGGAGGGCGUAUGUGUCGUCUGAGGCACGGCGGCGGUCAUUCACUGCACCAAUUAUGCUUGCAGGGCGUGUGGGGGGCUCCCUGGUUCCUGCUGCUGGUGCUGCUGCUGCUGCUGCUGCUGCUGGUGAUAGAGGCAACACUGUAGACCCUUCUUCUGCUGCGGCUGGUGUGGGGAGGCACGAGGGCGGGCGGGAGGGAGAGAGGGGAGGAAGCAGGCGGUGGUUGCCGUCUCGUCUGGCCCCCUUUGACUCGGUUCAAAAGCCUUCCCAGGGGUUGCUUGCAAAAAUGGAGCUAUCAUCAAUGCUGCCGUCUUCGCUCGCUGCUCUGGCUGGGCUUGGGCAUUCCUCGCACCACUCUCACUCGCCCCUCCUCACUCACUCCUCCCACCACGUAUUCUCCUCCCACCCCACUCAGUCAGGAAGCCGCGGGCUGUGCAACGCCCUGGCAGACCUAGCAGAGCAGGACCCGCUAGCAGUGGGGGCGAGUGCUGCCAGUGACCUGCCUCGCUUUGACGUGCAUGGGGAGGGGGGGCUCGGCGGCAGCCCUGCAGCUCGACCAUUUCUCAUUCCGCCUGAGCUCGAGAGGCUCUGUGCCGAUCUGAACGCCAUCCGCACGGAGACCACACAGAUGGCAGAGUCACUCGUGGUGGCGUGGCUAGUCCCCCCGGGGGUGGACCCUCGUCUGCGUCGCUUCCUGCAGCAGCAGCACCACGCGCUCGUCACCACCCGUCCCCUGCAUGCCUCCCACCUCACAUACACCCCUUGUGCCCUGUGUCCCCCUUUCACAGAUGGCGGAAUCAUUGGUCGUGGCAUGGCAGAGUCUCUUGUGGUGGCGUGGCUAGUCCCCCCGGGGGUGGACCCUCGUCUCCGUCGCUUCUUACAGCAGCAGCGCCACUCACUCGUCACCACCCGCCCCCUGCAUGCCUCCCGCCUCAUCCACAUCCCUUGUGCCCUGUAUGCCCCUUUCACAGAUGGCGGAAUCAUUGGUCGUGGCGUGGCUAGUCCCUCCGGGGGUGGACCCUCGUCUGCGCCGCUUCCUGCAGCAGCAGCACCACGCGCUCGUCACCACCCGUCCCCUGCAUGCCUCCCACCUCACAUACACCCCUUGUGCCCUUCCCCCCGGGGGUGGACCCUCGUCUCCGUCGCUUCUUACAGCAGCAGCGCCACUCACUCGUCACCACCCGCCCCCUGCAUGCCUCCCGCCUCAUCCACAUCCCUUGUGCCCUGUAUGCCCCUUUCACAGAUGGCGGAAUCAUUGGUCGUGGCGUGGCUAGUCCCUCCGGGGGUGGACCCUCGUCUGCGCCGCUUCCUGCAGCAGCAGCACCACGCGCUCGUCACCACCCGCCCUCUGCACGCCUCCCGCCUCACACACAUCCUCUCCUGCUUCGCCCACGCCCUCAACGGGGACCCCAUGGGCGGAGGCUCGUCCCGAAACUCUUUCGUCAUGCUGGCCCCCGCCCCACUCACUGCGGAAGUGCCUGUUGCAUCUGCUGCAGCAGCAGCUCCAGAGCUGAUGCAGCAGCAGCAGCAGGAACAGCAGCAGCAGCAGCAGCAGCAGCCACACUCCCCUGCCCACAUCACCACCCACGCAUCCUUGCAUUCGUCGAUAUUGCCAGCUGGUUUUCCUCAAAUUGCUGCUGCUGUGGCAGCACCCUUAGACUCCAAAGAGCCCAAAGAGCUUGCUACAGACUCAGAAGCAGCUGUAGCAGGAGUGGGAGAAGUGGCAGGAGGAGGAACAGGAGCAGCAGACGCAGCAGCAGGAGGAGCAGCAGGGGCAGGAAUAGUUGCAGAGGCAUUUGGGAGUGGUGCUUCUGGUGCUUCUGGUGCUGCUGCUGCUGCUGCUGCUGCUGCUGCAAUAGUUGGUGGGUCUCCUCGUUUUGGUGAGUCUGGGCGGCUGUCUCACCGCGGCUCUGGUGGCUUACCACCCAAGGGCCCUGCGUCUGCUGCUGUUCUUGCUGCCGCAACCAGCUACUCUCAGUAUUCCCAGCAGCAGCAGCAGCAGCAGCAGCAGCAGCAGCAGCAGCAGCAGCAGCAGCAGCAGCAGCAGCAGCAGCAGCAGCAGCAGCAGCAGCAGCAGCAGCAGCAGCAGCAGCAGCAGCAGCAGCAGCAGCAGCAGCAGCAGCAGCAGCAGCAGCAGCAGCAGCAGCAGCAGCAGCAGCAGCAGCAGCAGCAGCAGCAGCAGCAGCAGCAGCAGCAGCAGCAGCAGCAGCAGCAGCAGCAGCAGCAGCAGCAGCAGCAGCAAGAUCAACCAUGGCAGCAGCAACAGAGCUUCCUGGAAGCAUAUGCCUUGGUAACUGGGGAUGCCAGUGGUAGCUCUCCUGCUUCGAUUUCUCCUUCUGCUGCCGCUUCUACUGCUGAUAUGGGUUCAGGCGCCUCCUGGAGUGGGUUUGGCAGCUUCAAUGGCGCUAUGGUCGCUGCUGUGGUGGGUACUGCCACAGAGCUUGAUUCUAGAUCGUAUGAUCCCACGGCACCGGCUUCUCUUUCUCCCUCCUCCAGCACAUCCCCUCCUGAUUCAGCCCUGCCUGCCCCAGAAGAGCCUUCCUCAGAAAUGCUGUGCUUAGCUGCGGCCACGGCGUCUUCUGUGGACGUCCCUCCAUCGCUCAACUCUGUGUGGGAGAGCAUCACACGCAGCACCAGGCAUCAACCCGCUGCUGCUGCUGCUGCUGCUGGCACUGUAGCAAAAGCAGUAGCAGCAGGAGCAGAAGCAAGAACACCAGGUGUGGGGGGUGGGGAGGGAGUGGAGGAGGAAGAGGAGGAAGAGGAGGAGGAAGAGGGGGUGGAGAAGAAGGAGCGGGUGGAGGGAGGAGGAGGGAGACGACGCCUCUCUUUCAACGCUUGGCGUGUGCCUGCGUCAGUCUUGCCCUCUGCUGCUGGUAAUGCUGCUGAGAUACAGCCGCCGACAACUGCUCUUACAACUCAGGACCCCUCUGCGUCUCCUCACACCACCCAGCACCCCUCUGCAUCUUCUCCCACCGUUCACCACCUCUCUGCAUCUCCGCACAUACAUGUGCACUCCUUGCAGCAACGUUCCCACUCAGACCAGUACGCUCGCCCCACGAAUCCCACCAGUCUCGCCAACCCCCUCCACCCUCGCUCAAGCCUAUCCGACGGUCUAGAGCGGCUUCGAACGAUCAAUCUAAAUCUGAGCCAUGCAUCUACUCUCGCCCAUCGCCCUUCUGCUGCCGCUGCUGCUGCUGUUGCUGCUGCUGCUGCUGCUUCGCCGGCACUCGCUUCCCCCUCUGCGCUCCCUCAUUUUACCACUCUCGUGAGCCCGGGCCAGGGAGGCAGCCUCGGGCGAGGCUCGGCACAGAUCCGGAAGCUGAGUGGCAGCUUCGGCGGCAGUGCGCGUUUCGGUGGGAACACUGGGAAUUCUGGGGAGAGUGCAAACGGCGCUGCUGCUGGUGCUAGUGCUGCAGCAGGUGCGGGGAACCUGAGUGGUGUAGGGUUGGGCUGGCCAGGUCUGGCACACCUGCCUCACUUUGCAUCUCUCUCCGGGGCAUCCCGGCUUGGUCUCAUCCGGUCUAUGUCAGCCGUGCACAGCUAUGCUGCUGCCUCCUCCCUCUCCGUCCUCUGCCAACCCACUAUGCUCUCUGGAAUCGGGUAUGACCACCAGCCUAGUGUGCUGUCUGGUAUGGGUGGUAUGGGGUAUGACCACCAGCCUAGUGUGCUGUCCGGAUUUGGUCCGAGUAGCUUGGGCCGUGAAACCAUAUUCGAGGCUCCGCACAUGUCGGUUCAAAUGCCGCCGCACGUGUCACCUGGCAUGUCACCUGGCAUGUCACCUGGCGUUUCACCUGGCGUGCUGUCUGGCAUGCUGUAUGCUAUCGGGUCCGAGCCGAUACCGGAAGCGUAUACAUCACCUGGGCAUGGGAACUUCAUUGCGAAUGUCCCUGGGGGUAGUGGUAGGUAUGACUUGCGGGGGAGCGGGAGGAGCAGCAGUGGUAGCCCGAGUCUUCCUGGUGGUAGCAGUAAGUAUGGUCUCCUGGGAGGAGGGGGGAGCAGAAGUGGGAGCCUCCCUGGUGGAACUGGUAGUAAAUAUGACCUGCAGGGGGGCCUCCGGGGGAGCGGGGGGAGUAGGAGUGGGAGGAGGGGGGGCAUGGGACUGCAUGUGCGGGUGGGAAGUGCUGGGAGUGCUAGUGGGUUUGGAAUGCAUGAGAGCAAUGUGGGUAUUGGUGGUAUGGGCAUGGGCAUGGGCGUAGGAAUGGGCAUGGGCAUGGGUUUGGGUGGUUCUACUGGAAAUCUGCAUUCUGCUCCACCUUACUCCAGUGCCCACGCUACGUCAGCUGCCCAUGCCAUAGCCUCGUCACCUUCCCAUGCCGUAACGCCGGCCCAUGCCACAUCACCUGCCCAUGCCACGUCACCUGCCCACGCCACAUCGCCGGCUCAAACCCCGUCGCCUCACUCCCAGCCAGUGGCUUAUCACAGGAGAGGGGCAGCCAACCCAGAGGCAACAUUCUCACAACCACCAUCAUACCUCAAAGGCAGCACCGUGCUCUACUCCACCACCACCCAUUCCACCCAUUCCACCCACUCCAACCACUCCAACCACUCCAACCACUCCAACCACUCCAACCACCCCUCGCACUCCUCCCACUCCCCCUACUCCUCCCAGCAAGCAGCAGCCAGCUCUCUCAGGCCAGGACUAGCAGCAGGCAGCCCAGCAACAGCAGCAGCAGAAGUAGUGGCACCUCCACCCACGUCGGUGUCCUCGCCCCACUCCCAGGCAGCAGGCUACCUACGAGGCUUUCACAGCAUGGCCCGUACCACCUCCAACUUUUCUUCUCUGGACGCAUCCAAAGGGAAGGCUCGCACCAGCUCUUUUUCUCUGGACGCGUCCAACAAAGGAAUAGUCCAUACCAGAUCCAGCCCCAACGUUCGUGAUGCACCUGAAGUUAUGGCUCACACCAGCUCUGAUUCUCCCGAUGCGCCCAACAACGGCAUGCCCCACGCCGGCCUCGCUCCCAGGAGCAUGCCUCGCACGAGCUCAGCCCCUCUGGAUGCCCCUCGCGUGGUGCCCAUGCCCAGAAGGUCGCUCCAGCACCACUCUGCUAUGUACUCUGUGACUGGGGCGAAUGGGACGAGUGGAAUGUCGUCUCUUGACGUGCCUCAGAAAUACCACUCUGCCAGGUAUUCUUCUGCUGGGGCAUCUGUGCUUGAGGCCACUCAAGAGCACCAUUCUGCCAGGUACACCACAGGUACGGUGACUGGGGCGUCUGUUCUCCUUGAGGCGCCUCAGAAACACCACUCUGCUAGAUACACUGCUACUGAGGCGAGUGGGGUGGGCGCGCCGAGUGAAGCAUCUGUCCUUGUUGAGGCGCCUCAGAAACACCAUAUUGCCAGGUACACUACGAGUGGGGCGACUGUGAUGAGUGGAGAGAUGGGACCGAGUGGAACGAGUGCAGCCAGUAGUCUUGUUAAGAGCCUUUCUGCAGCACAACCGGCCGUACAAACGAGUAUGCACCCAGGCAUGCAGUCAAGCGUGCUGCAGAGCGUGCAAGCAGGAGUGCAGCAUCUAGGAGUGCAGGCACAGGCUGGGUUAGCAGGGGGGGCGGGUGGGGGAGUGAGGAGAGAAGGAAGGGAAGCAGGGGGGGCAUUAACAGCUGAGGGACUAGCAGAAGCAGAGGGGGCAGGAGGGGCCGCCUCUGCUGCUGGCAGUGCUGCUGGUACAGAUGGUGACAGAGGAUAUGGCAGCAGGUGCAGGGAGUGGAGUGGAGCCACUACUAGCGUGGAGGCAGGGCAGUCAGAAGAGCCCGUUGCGUUGGGAACAACACAGCAGGAUGAGCACACCACGAGAGGGAAAAUUCCUAGGACAGGAUCAGCGUUGGAGUUUGGGCUUCUGAGGGGGCUGUCUGUGCAAGUGCCUGAAGAUGCUGCGGGACCAGAGUUGCUCGGUGGCUCUCAAGGAAGAGACUUGCCUGGUGGUUCUGAGGAAGGAAACUUGCUUGGAGGCUGUGAAGAGAGAGCGUUUGUAGGGAGAGGGUCCGACGGAAAAGACUUUGUGGCGGUUCAUUGUGAACCUGGAUCGGGUUUAGGUGAGUGGAGGGAGGUUGAUGAUGGCCUGGGGGAGCACCUGAAGCAGCCACUUGGCAGAAUAGUGCAGCAGAAGCAGCAGCAAGAGGAGGAGGAGGAGGAGCAGAAGAGGGAGCUGCAAGCGGAGCAGCAGCAGCAGCAGCAGCAGCAGCAGCAGCAGCAGCAGCAGCAGCAGCAGCAGCAGCAGGUACCACAGUCACCAAACACCCAUCAGCUUCCUUGGCAGCACUCUUCAUCUCUCCUGCGCGCCACAUCUGCAACACCCAACACCCUGCAGCACCACUCGUCACACCUCUCCAUCUCAUCAACUUCCGAUACCCAGAAUCAGCUCGAGCCGUUCCCCUCUCUCUCCCACACCGUCCCCCAACGCCCUUCCACAAGCCCUUGCUGCGGUGCCAACCCGAUGGGGUUAUCUAGGCGAGGAAUGGUAGGGAGGGGGGUGCAGACGAUUGGUGCAAGGGCGGAUAGUGGGGAGAAGGGUGAGUGGGUAGGCAGUGUGGGCCCGUCCACGCCCACCACCCCUCCCACAGCACCUUGGUCCGGGUUUGACGCCAGGUCUGGGCGAGCGCGGCCGAGCUUUGAAACGCCACAGAGCAAGGUGAGGCGAGGCAUUACAGGAUCACACACCCCUGGCAGAGACGCGGGCCCAGCAGCAGGAGCAGCAGGAGGAGCCGCAGGAAGAGCAGGAGCAGGAGCAGGAGCAGGAGCAGGAGCAGGAGCAGGAGCAGCAGCAGGUGGGGUAGGGUCGGCCAUGCCAACAGGCAAGCCGCUGGCAGGGCUGCAUAUUCUGGUGGUGGAGGAUACAGCAGUGCUGCAGAAGCUAGCAGCGUCUAUGCUGAGGAAAAUGGGUGCACGCGUGGCCGUGGCGUCGGAUGGGCAGCAGGCUGUUGCUGCUGUGCUGAGCUCCUGGGCGGAUGACGAUAGAAGUGCAGGUGCUGCUGGUGCUGCUGGUGCGGCUGGUGGUGGUGCUGCUGCUGCUGGUGGUGAUUCCGCUGGUGCUGGUGGUGGUACUGCUGCUAGUAUUGCGGGUGGUAGUGGGAGCAGUGGCAUUGGCAGCAGGAGGAAGAGUUUCAGCAUAGCGCGAGAAGCAAUUCUGGCCGGCUCACCUGCAGCAGCAACAGAAGCAGCAGCAGCAGCAGCAGCAGGGCAGGAAGGGAAGCUAGAAAGGGCACGCAGCAGCAGCCCAGCUCCUAGGUCAGGCAACUCAAGCACCACGGGGGCAGGCAACACAGCCACUGCGAGCAACACAGGCAAAGCAGACAGCCCCCGCACCCCAAGCAGCACCGUCAGGUCUCUCUUCUCCUCUGCUGGCUCCUCCACCCUUCACGCUGCCUCUGGCCUUCACGCUGCUGCUGCCUCUCCCUCAGACGCCCUUCCCUCUGCCGCUGCCUCUCCCUCAGAUGCCGUUCCCUCUGCCGCCCCCUCGCCCUCCGCGGGUUCCUUUCACUGGAAGCCUCGCCGUGGCAGCAGUGGCACUGUCUCCUUCCUCCUCUCUGCCCUCCCUUCCGCCUCCCCUCUCUCUUCCACCCCUCUGGCCUCAUCCCUCUUGUCUAGCCCUCCUGUGGCAACAGCAGGGGGAGGGGGAGGAGGAGGAGCAACAGCAACUGAAGCAGGAGGAGGAAGGGGAGGAGGGGUUGUUGGGGAAGGGUGUGAGGCAGCAGGAGUGCAGCAGAGUCAGAUCAGUGCGCCCCUUGAAGUACAGCACGCAGUGGGGGGAGAGGAAAGGCCGAGAUCAUCAUUUUCCAACCCGUUUGAUCCAUCAGGGGCAGCUGUAGCAACAUCAGCUGUAGCAACAUCAGCUGUAGCAGCGAAUAAUGGCAGCAACGCAGUGGCUACAGCUGGGGUGGAUGGGUCUAAGGGCAGUGGGAUGAGUGGAGGAGGGGAUGCAGCAGCAGCAACAGCAGCAGCAACAGCAGCAGCGGAUCCGUUUGACAUUGUUCUCAUGGACUGCCAGAUGCCAGUGAUGGAUGGGUACACGGCCACGAGGACCAUUCGUGCGGCAGAGAGGGGCACAGGGCGCCACACUGUCAUCUGUGCGCUCACUGCUCAUGCGCUUGCCAGCAGAGAGGGGCACGGGGCGCCACACUGUCAUCUGUGCGCUUGCCAGGUUGCUAGUGGACACUGUUCAACGGCUAGUCAGCAGCAACAGGAGGGCAGCAAGGCGGAGCCUGAGUAA